CCAUAAUUACAAUUAAAUUGAGCUUGACUAUUUGCUGACACUUCACUUUUCUGAUGAAUACACUAAAAUAAAACAGAUUAAUCUCAUCAAAUUAAAUAAUAAUUAAAUCCAAUCAUAUCAAUCAGAGGAUCAUUAUUUUUCUCCUAAUCAUAGCCAUUUUAUUCCCAUCUCUGAAUCUUUUCCUUUGUUGCCUUCCUACAAAGAUUUGUUUUUAUCCUUUUUCUCUCUUAACCUUAAAAAAAACAAACUCUUGUCCUUUCUUUUUAUUUUAUCAGGUUAAUUAAUUCACCAUUAACCAUAUAAUUAACCCAAUUUUCAUUGGAUUUUCAGUUUCUUUCUCAAUUCUGGAAAAAAUUUGAUCUAAGGGAAAAAUUUGGAUCUUUUUUUCAUUCUAAAUAUAGGAGAAGAUUAUCAAUGGCUAUUCUGAGAUAUUAUAGGUGUUCAUGAUUUGUAUUUUGUGGGGUUUUCUUUUGAAGGCUAAAGAUGUCUAUAAGUCAGGGAAAUUCUGAUGUACCGCCUACUUUAUUGCAAGAUUUCUUGCUUGCGGACAGCAAAAAUGAGUGGUGCAAGAUGGAACGACAAAAAUGUUCCGGGCCACAAAAGAAACUGGAGAAAUUGCUUAUUCAAUCAGGGAACAAAACUUGUGCAGAUUGUGGAUCACCCGAUCCAAAAUGGGUGUCUUUAAGUUAUGGAGUAUUUAUUUGUAUCAAGUGUUCUGGUGUUCAUAGAAGCCUCGGAGUACAUAUUUCAAAGGUUCUAUCAGUAAAGCUAGAUGAAUGGACAGAUGAACAAGUGAAUAAUUUUAUUGAUUUGGGUGGGAAUAUUGCAGCAAACAAGAAAUACGAAGCUUGCAUUCCAGUUGAUUUCAAAAAACCGAAGGCAGAUGCCACCAUAGAAGACCGUUCAGAUUUCAUCCGGAGAAAAUAUGAGCAUCUACAAUUUUUGAGCUCGAGUGAGCAAAUGAUCUGCCCUUAUAAAUGUCCAUCACCUACCCAUACUGCUAUUACUACUAGUAGUGGUUCUUCUCAAGACAAAAAAAUAUAUGACAAGCAAGCAACGAGACACCGUAUCGGAAAUGCAUUUCGUAACAGCUGGGGAAGGAAAGAUUCUGAAAUCAAGCAGUCAAAAAAGAGCAAUUCCAUGGCAGGAAUGGUUGAAUUUGUUGGAUUAAUCAAGGUUAAUGUCGUCAAAGGAACUAAUCUAGCUGUACGAGAUGUGGUAACUAGCGACCCGUAUGUGAUUCUUUCACUGGGACACCAAUCGGUGAGAACACGAGUCAUAAAGAACAACCUGAAUCCUGUAUGGAAUGAAAGUCUAAUGUUAUCAAUCCCAGAACAUAUUCCUGCUCUGAAAGUGCUUGUCUAUGAUAAGGAUACGUUUACGACUGAUGACUUCAUGGGCGAGGCAGAAAUUGACAUUCAUGCUCUAGUUGCUGCUGCCAAAGCCUACGAAACCUCGACAAUAAGCGAGCCAGUGCAGCUUGGUAAGUGGGUAGCAAGUAAAGAUAACACUUUAUUGAAAGAUGGAGUCAUCAUCUUAGAAGACGGCAAGGUAAAACAAGAUAUAAGCCUCAGGUUACAGAAUGUAGAGAGGGGGUCUCUAGAAAUUCAGCUCGAAUGCGUUCCACUCACGCAGUAGCUAGCGCGGAGAUGAUCGCCAAAUAUGAUUCAAGUGAUUAUAGUAAUGGAAGAUAAGUGACAUAAUAGGAAGAAAUGAUUAGCUUGAUAUUCCUGUAAAUUGCUUCAGUCCUUGUUCCUUUGUGAAGAUAACACAACAAGGAAUUGUAGGAUUUUCCGUUGACGAUUUUGUGUAUAAUUUGUAAACUAUAUAGUUACCAAGUAUAAUUUGUUCAUAAUGCACAUCAUGAAGAUGGAUUUUUAGAGGGUAA
Messenger RNA from Mercurialis annua (annual mercury), 1888 nucleotides. RefSeq names its product probable ADP-ribosylation factor GTPase-activating protein AGD11. NCBI's taxonomy places the organism in Eukaryota, Viridiplantae, Streptophyta, Magnoliopsida, Malpighiales, Euphorbiaceae. The record is from RefSeq and is a predicted model, not a curated record. Bases 484 to 1638 code for a protein of 384 amino acids. The transcript is spliced from 11 exons. Gene Ontology annotation, molecular function: phospholipid binding; GTPase activator activity.